GGUGGUUGCUAGGGUCGCUGGAACAGGAAGCGCUUCCUAGCGAGAUCAGAAGCACUUCCGGGGGCUGAGGCUCGGCUGCGGCAAAAUCAGAGCAACGGAAACUGUUGAGGGUGGACUUGGGGACUUGUGCCAUGGCUGCUGAGCUGGACUUCUCACCCCCUGAAAUCCCAGAGCCUACAUUCAUGGAGAACAUCUUGCACUAUGGCCUCUUCUUUGGUGCCAUUUUCCAACUCAUCUGCGUACUGGCCAUUAUCCUUCCCAUUCCAAAGACACACAAAAUGGACACUGAAAACUAUGAAACAAAAAGUUCAGAAGUGGUAAAGAAACCCAAAGCUGCCACAGCAUCGUUGAGCAAGAAACCCAAGAAAGAAACCAAGAAGAAGCGGUAAAACAGCUUAAUAAUGAAACUUUCAAGACAGGGUUACUAUCGACCAUUGAGCUUUCUUCAAGACUACAUUGAUGAAGUACAACUUAAAUGUAACACAAUUUUGGGAAAGCUAUGUAUAUUCUUGUUUCUGGUCAAGAGGAAGUAUUUCCUAAAAUGGCUUGAAGAUUAUUGUUUCAUCUGAUCUGUUGUAAAUACAUGUAUGGUUUACUGGACAUAUCUACGUAGCGUGGAAGAUCUUAGCAAUUACUGGGGUCGGGAGAGAGCAGUUCAUCUCCUUUGUGAUGCUCAAGAUGUGAAAUGCAGGUCCCAUGAAAUGGGUUUUGGCCCCACAAAAUGCAUUUCUCCAUACUUCUAAAAGACAGAGGGAUCAUUCACUACAGCUCAUUUUGUGUGUCAUUGAUGAAAGGGAUCAGCUGCUACAGCUUCUUAUUUUGUAUGCCAUUGAUGUGCUUAAAUAUACCUGAUUUUAUAUCC
Molecule: messenger RNA, 862 nt
Organism: Lacerta agilis (Sand lizard)
Lineage: Eukaryota; Metazoa; Chordata; Lepidosauria; Squamata; Lacertidae
Gene: MANBAL
Product: mannosidase beta like
Exons: 3
Coding region: 132-389 (85 amino acids)
Cellular component (GO): membrane
Source: RefSeq, a predicted model, not a curated record